Molecule: messenger RNA, 1765 nt
Organism: Bactrocera dorsalis (oriental fruit fly)
Lineage: Eukaryota; Metazoa; Arthropoda; Insecta; Diptera; Tephritidae
Exons: 5
Coding region: 103-1551 (482 amino acids)
Source: RefSeq, a predicted model, not a curated record
AAGUUCAUUAACCCACUUGGCUAAAUAAUAUACUAUAUGCAUGGCAUAAUUAUUUGUUAAAUUUGUUAGAAAUAUUUUUGUUACCAUUUAUCUAUUAUUAAAAUGUCAAAAGAAUUAAAUAUUGCAGAUAAAACAUAUUACUACGAUUGCAAUGUGAAAGGUGAAAGUAUAGAAUACUUGUUAUAUGAUUUCAAUGAAACUUGGAAAGCAACAAAGACGAAAGAAGAGGUGCUGCAGACUUUACAGCUACUAAAUAAACGUAUAAAAUAUGAUGUGGCAAUUGCAUUUGAUACCUUACAAAAUGCGUUGCCGGAAUCAGGCACUUGGAUUGGAAAUGACAACCAGCCAGAGGCAAGCAAUGCACGUGAGCGUGUUUUAAAACUUAAGUAUCGUGUUAAGGAAUGUCCAUUCCAUUUUGAGUGGCGCUUACAACAACACAACAACCCACUUACCAUCCAACUACCCAUCGGUCAAGUUGCUAGUUUAGUGGAUGUGCUACCGGCGAAAAUCGAAGAGCUCCUGGAAAUAUUGCAAGGCAAAGAAGAUGAAAUAAAACAGUACAGGAGAGAAUAUGGUAGUUUGCGAAGAUCAACACUUGCAACGAAUGACUUUGAUAUGGCGUUGUUUCGUGAACAAUAUGCAGCCGCCGACGUGAGUGUAAAGGCUUUGCAAAGAGUUGUAGCACGUUGGCGCUCAGAGCACGGAGAUGCGGAAUGCGAAUUAGAAACAUUAUACAACAACAAAAGCAGUCCGACAAAUAUAAUAAAAAAGGAGGAACCGAAAACAAGUGUCUCAAGUGCAAGCAAAAGUGUACAAGAAAGUCCACGAAGCAGGAAACGCAAAGCUUUGCAUAGUUAUAAAACGCAAAUGAUGCGUUCACUGCAAUCAGGCUCAAAGGAUUUGCAAUACGAAAGUCAAAGUCAAUCGCUUAGUGAGCAUGAGCAAGAAGACAUAAGAGAGGUGAAAAAAGUGCGGAGAAAUGACGAAGAUGUAGACAAUGUAAUUGUUAACGAAGCGAUAGCAGGGAAGAGUGUAAAUACACCAAGUAAACUGAAAGCAGCGGAAAAGCCUACAAAAGCUCCGACAAAUCUCAUUGUGAAAGACAGCAGUACGCCUGCAAAGGAGGUAGCAAGUAAAGUCAAAAAAGCGUCACCGAGCGUUGAAAAGCGUCCAAAUACUCGCCAAAGACGUCGCGAGUGUGAAAUGGGUGAUUUGAAUUCAACUGAGCUGGAACUCAUGGAUACCACUAGUGAUUGUGUGUCGCCUGUGCUGAAUAAGAGUGUGGCGCAGGCGAAGCAGACUACUACUGCAAAAACAAUAAGUCCGCCCAGCAAUAAUAAUGUGCAACGUAAAAUUGUAAACAGUACUACUACAAAAACAAUAAGUUCGCAAAAAGUUAAUAAUGUGCAAAAUAAAAUUGUAACUAGUGCGCAAAAAUUGGCGAAACCGCAGUUGGUGAAGCCGGUGGAGCAAUCGAAAAACGAUUUGAGUUCAUAUGUAGACUCAAUGCUGAGUCAAUUAGAAGCAUUAGAUAAAGAGUUGCGCGGGUGAUACAGCCAUAUGACUAUAAUUGGUACACAUUCGUACAUACACACAUUCAAUUAUGCUGCAAUACUUAUAGUAACUAUAAAAUUAUGUAUAAAUUUUGUAAAUUGUAAAUUGUAAAAUUAUAGCUUUUUUUAUACACACCGUUAUUGCAAAUUUUCUACUGCAUAUUGUACUUGUGAUUUUAUCUAGUAAUAAUAAACAAUGUCUACUAUCAUUA